Anopheles nili is the source of this 941-nucleotide messenger RNA. RefSeq names its product C-factor (gene sni). Bases 1 to 747 code for a protein of 248 amino acids. The record is from RefSeq and is a predicted model, not a curated record. The transcript is spliced from 3 exons. NCBI's taxonomy places the organism in Eukaryota, Metazoa, Arthropoda, Insecta, Diptera, Culicidae.
AUGAAUAGCAUCCUAAUUACCGGCUGUAAUCGCGGCCUUGGACUAGGCUUGGUGAAGGUUCUGGUUGGCUUGCCGGCUCCUCAACCAACCCACAUUCUUGCGACUUAUCGCGACGCGCAGAAAUCGCAGGAGCUUCUAGAUUUAGCAAAACAGCACAAAAAUAUUGUGCCACUACAAUUCGAUGUAAAUAAUUUCGAUGGCUACGAUAAAUUCGUGAAAGAGGUCGAGGCAAUUGUGCAGGAGGCAGGCUUGAACGUUCUUUUCAACAAUGCCGGAAUAUCGCCGAAAUCAACGCGGUUGAACUUUACUAAAAGUCAAGACUUGGUGGAAACAUUCGUAACGAACACGGUGGCACCUAUCAUGAUGACCAAAGCGUUUGUGCCGCUGCUGAAAAAGGCCUCCGAAAAUAACUCAAGCGCACCACUCGGUCCCCAACGUGCUUGCAUCGUGAAUAUGAGUUCGAUACUUGGCUCAAUCAAUUCGAAUCGGGAAGGUGGUCUGUAUGGCUACCGCACGUCUAAGUCGGCCCUGAAUGCUGCCACCAAGUCCAUGAGCAUCGACCUAAAAGGCCAUCAGAUCAUGGCUGUUGCCCUUCAUCCGGGCUGGGUGCAGACAGACAUGGGUGGCUCGAAAGCACCGCUUACAGUAGAGCAGAGCUGCGCAGCUAUCAUACGCACGAUGCUUGCAUUUAACGAAUCACACAACGGUGGGUACUACCAAUACGAUGGAAAACAGCUUCCAUGGUAGUCCCCAAAGCUAGACGAUGUAAUUUUUCAUUUGCAUUUCAAAUGGUUGCGUAACCGUUUUGUAUGAAAUUUGAACUGAUCCUUGUAUCGAAACCGAAUCAGUGGAUAUAAAUACAGGUUGUAAAGGGUUUUUCUCUUGAAAAAAUUUUUAUUAAAAGAAUAAAAAGUCGUAAUUUUAUGAAUACGGCAUGAAAU